UUGUAAAGUAUGGUAAGUUGUGGCUGUUUUCUUCGGCUAUUUUCUCUGCGACACCGUGACAUGUAUCCGCCGGUUCGCUGGCGGGUUGUGGUAUCGUGCACCGCGCGCCACUAUCACCGCGAGGAGGUCGCUAGUCACCUGCCGCCGCGCCCGCCGCUCACACGCAUCGACCCGAUGCCGCGAACCGAGUGCGCCUAAACGAUCGAUUCCAAAUUUGAACCGUUCUCGUUUUAGGCGCCACAUUUUUAAUUUCUUUUUCUUCCAAAGUGUGUCUUGUGUGCCAGAUGUUUUUGUUAUUUGAACGUUUUGCAAGUGUGUGAUAGUUUUUCUUGAGGCUUUUACUACUGUUUGUUUUAUUUACUGUACGGAUUUCCUCUCAUGCGAAGCCUCAAGAAGAAUCCUGCCCUAUUGCAGAAAAGCAAAAGUGAAUGAGCUGAAAAUAUAACAAUGACUAGUAGUGAAAUGUGAAUCGUGAUUCGUGAUUGAAGAAGACAUUUUGGAAUAAUUUUAAAAUGUGCAGCAAAGACCAGAUUAGUCACAUCCUUGGCAAGAUCAAUGUGGGUCUGCCGGACUGGUCACGCGGGCUGGAGGCGGCGGAGGCGGCCCGCGCUCGCCUGGUACGCUGGGCCUGCGGCGAGGAGCCCCCGGCCGAGGACCCCCCGAGGAAGAAGAUGCCGCACGCCCUGCGCCGCCGCUGGCCGCUGUGCCCGUGCUUUCACAAUGACGAGCCGCCCGAGAUCACGUACUGCGUGGUGGGCGGCGAGGGCGGGCUGGCGCUGCAGGCCGUGGCGCCCGCGCACCCCAUGCCGCCCCCGGACGAGCUCGACGCCAAGUUCGCCGAGCUGGUGGAAGAGCUGGACCUGACGGCCGUGAACCGGGCGGCCAUGAUGGCGCUCCCGGCCGCCAAGAAGUGGCAGAUCUACUGCAGCCGCCGCCCGCCGCCCGGGCAGCCUCCGCCGCUCACCACGGCGCCCGAGGUCGAGGACUACAUCAAGGCGCUCAAUGAGAUCGCUGACGCGUUCGCAUCAUCAGAAGGCUCCAUCCCUCCCGAAGCGUGCGUUUUAGUCGACGGUCUGAAGACAGCUCUACGGACCAGGGCCCACAGCUUCGUGCUGCGGUUCACCAAGCUGGGCGGUCUGGGCGCUCUGCUGGACGCCUUGCAGAGAGCGCCGCGAGACGACUCCGUGACGCGGCAUAACCUGAUACUGGCUAUUAAGGCGCUUAUGAAUAAUUCGACCGGCCGAGCCCACGUACUAGCGCACCCUACCAGCAUAGACCUGAUCGCGCAGUCGCUGGAGACGGAGAACGUGAAGACCAAGGUGGCGGCGCUAGAGAUCCUGGGAGCGGUGUGCCUGGUACCAGGGGGGCAUAAGAAGGUGCUAGAAGCGAUGGUGCACUACCAGAAGUACGCGGGCGAACGUGCCAGGUUCCAGGGCAUCGUGAAUGAGCUAGACCGCGCCACUGGUGCCUACCGCGACGACCUAGGUCUCAAGACCGCCAUCAUGUCGUUUGUGAACGCAGUGCUCAACUACGGCCCUGGGGAGGAGAGCUUGGAGUUCAGACUGCACUUGAGAUACGAGUUUCUGAUGUUGGGGAUUCAGCCGGUGAUUGAAAAGCUGCGCAAAUACGAGAAUGAAACCCUGGACCGGCACAUCGACUUCUUCGAGAUGAUCCGUUUGGAGGACGAGAAGGAACUGGCGAGAAGGUUCGAGAAGCAGCACGUGGAUACGAAGAGUGCUAGUGGAAUGUUCGAGUUAUUGAGAAGGAAGUUGAGCCACACGGCUGCGUAUCCUCAUUUACUGUCGCUGCUGCAACAUUUGCUGCUGUUGCCUAUCGAGUACAACCCGCACACGCAACACUGGCUACUCCUCGACCGAGUGACGCAGCAGCUGGUGCUACAACAGGCGCCCGGCGGCAGCCGCUCCACGUCGUCACAGGACGAGAGGCGAGACGACACUAGCGACACUAGCGCCUCGUGCGGGAAGAUCUACAACCCAGAUAUCGCGCCAUUGGAAAUCAAUGUCGGUGAAAUCGUACACCUGUUAGCCAAAGAGGAGGAGUUAGUAGCUGCCAGGACCAAGGCAGAGAACCUACAGAAGGAAAAUGUGGACUUGGCCACAGAACUCGCUAAGAAGGAGAAGCAGUUGGACCAACAGUCUCAAGAGAAGGAAGAACUCGAGUCAAGUAUGGCGCGAACAAAGGAACGACUGGAGAAAGAGACGGCAGCACAUAUGGAGUGCUCGGAGCGAGCGAGAGCGGCGGCCUACAGGAGUCAUCAGCUCGAGCAACAGCUCAACCAAGAAAGAGCUGAAAGAGCGAGAUACGAAAAACUAGUCAGUGAAGGAAGCAUACCCGAUGAUGCUAAGGUCAGCAACCUCAAAUCAGCUGUCAUCGAGACGUCAAGCGCGCCGCCGCCGCCACCCCCACCGUCGUUCUGCCCCCCUCCGCCCCCGCUGGCGCCGCCCGCCCCCGGCCCGCCGCCCUCACCCUUCGCCCCGCCCGCCCCCUUCGCCCCUCCCGCCCCCAUGGCGCCGAAGCCCAAGAAGAACGUCCCCCAGCCAGGAAACCCGCUCAAAAGCUUCAACUGGAGCAAACUGCCUGAUGCUAAGUUGCACGGAACGAUCUGGCAAGAGUUGGAUGAUACCAAGUUGUAUAAUAAGAUCGAUUUGAACACGAUUGAUAAGAUGUUCUGCGCGUAUCAGAAGAAUGGAGUGCAGAACGAGGGUUCAGUGGAAGACCUCCGGCAGCUGGGCGCCAAGCCGCGCACCAAGAUCCUGUCGGUCAUCGACGGACGAAGAGCACAGAACUGCACCAUCCUGCUGAGCAAACUCAAGAUGAGUGACGAGGAGAUCUGCCAAGCGAUCCUCCGCAUGGACAGCCAGGAACAACUCCCCAUCGACAUGGUGGAACAACUCCUCAAGUUCACUCCGAGCGCGGAGGAGGCGGCGCUGCUGGAGGAACACCAGGACGAGCUGGACAACAUGGCGCGCGCCGAUCGCUUCCUUUACGAGAUCUCCAAAAUCCCCCACUACAACCAACGCGUCCGCACCCUGCUCUUCAAGAAGAAGUUCGCAGUAGCCUCCGCAGAAGCCACGUCGCGCGCGUCGAUAGUGCUGCGGGCGGCUCGAGACAUGCAGCGGUCAAGACGACUCAGGGCUUUGCUGGAGAUUGUGCUGGCUCUGGGGAAUUAUAUGAACAGGGGCGCUCGCGGCAAUGCGUCCGGGUUCCGUCUGUCGUCGCUGAACAAGCUGGCGGACACCAAGUCCAGCGUCACGAGGAACACUACGUUGUUGCACUACCUCGUCGAGGUGCUCGAGAAUCAGUUCAAAGACAUCCUCCUCCUCGAAGAGGACCUACCCCACGUCCGCGCAGCCGCCAAAGUCUGCGUGGAACAGCUAGAGAAAGACGUGUCAUCCCUGGGCGCGGGGCUUCGGGAGGUGGCCAAGGAGUUGGAGUACCACGCGGCGGCGGGCGGCGCGGGGGGGGCGGGGGGGGCGGACGACGCGUACGCGCCCGUCAUGAGGGAGUUUCACGCGCGCGCCGCCUGCUGCUGCACGCAGCUGCAGGACCUGUUUCAGGACAUGAAGAGCCGUCUAGAGUCCUGCGCGCACGCAUUCGGCGAAGAGUCUUCGUCAUCACCAGAACAGCUGUUCGGAGCCGUGGCCUCAUUCCUGACGCAACUGUCGGAGGCCCGCGCCGAGUGUGACGCGGCCAGGAGAAGACGGGAUGAUGAGGAGCGAAGGAACCGGCACGACCAGGAGCUGAAGAAACGCACCAUGGAGCGCAAGCAGGCAUCCAGUCUCCUGAGUUCCGUCGGCAAAUCGCUCGGCAUCGGGAAAUCCCACAAAAACGGAGAUUGCAACGGACACACUAAUGGCGACACCUCCAGAGACGGAACUCUCACCAACGGACAGAAGGGAGAGUUCGACGACCUCAUCUCAGCUUUAAGAACAGGAGACGUAUUCGGAGAUGACGUGGCCAAGUUCAAAAGGUCUAGGAAAACGUCGAAAGCCAGUCACAAAGGCCGAGACUCACCACCGAGAGGUAUUUGCCGGGAAGACUCGAGAGAGAGACAGAAGAAUUGAGCAGCUUCGUAAAUUGGUCGGGUUAUAGUGUCUAUGUGGUUCUGUAGAUUGCGUUGAGUAGAACUAGUAGAAGGUGUAUUCUACUGAUGUAUGUACGCCAGUUGAUACUGCCAAUUCUCAUACUUUCUCUAUGAAUGAAAAAGUAUCAAGAUUUGGUAUAGUAAAUGGAGCAAAGUCGAAUAGAACGGCUAAUACUGACAUACAUAAUUAUGUUUAUGUAUCGAUGUGCGUAAGCUCAAACGUGAAGGUUAAUGUAAGGAUAGGAUCUAAGUCAGUGAUAAUAAAGAUGAGAAUCGUACUCAAAUCCAAUGAUAGAAGUCGAAGCUCGUGGUUCAUGAAAAUUUGUCACAAAGUGGACAGUUUUUAGGAAAAUAUACCUACUUAUUAUUAGACAUAGGGUCUCUAGUAUAUCCUGAAACGUUAGUUGUGUCAUACAAAUAUCUAAAUAGUGAUGUAUUGUGAAUGUACGGUUUAGAACAAUUUACAAUUAUUAUUAUCUUAGUAACAAUAAUAACUAAGUGUAUACCUAUUGGUAUCCGAUGUAAGUAAGCCACUUUUUUGUCAUUACUGCUUUUGACGUGAUAAAGCUUAAAUUUGACUUUACUAAGGCAACAACAACGAAGGCUAUUUUGGUGCCUAAUUUUUUAAACCAUUUGUAUUGCGUUUUACACACAUUUUGAACGCGUAGUUUUACUGGACUGACUGAUAUAUAAAGUCUUAAGACUGUUUGGAUGAUUCCAUAAACAUUUUAGUUUAGAUUUUGUAAUUUUUACUGUAACCGAUACAAGUGAUGUGUGAUUUGAGUGAGUUUACAGUAAUUUAGGGUGACUACUUUUGUGUUUUGGCAAACUUAAUUUAACUUUUUAAAUAGCCUACUCAAAAUGUUGAUUAUAAAAAUAAAUUGCUAAAAUAUAAUAAGUAUUUUAGAACUCUGCCAUAUUUAUUUUAGGUAAUGUGACACGCUUGUAAACGGGCAGUAAUUUUCAGUAAUAUAGGACUGGCAUUGGUAUCAGAUUGCAGACUUUGAGAUAUUAUAGAUAGAUGAUUAUACUUGUCCCGACCAAACUUGGUAACUAUGCAAUCUAGAUGGCAGGCCACAUAUUACAUAAAAAAUAUUGCCCGAAUACAUCAACAACCUUGAUAUUGUAUAAUCGGAAUUGAUUAAUUUGGAAUUAAUAAUUUGUGCAAACGUCA
This is a messenger RNA of Plutella xylostella (diamondback moth), 5279 nucleotides long. The record is from RefSeq and is a predicted model, not a curated record. Lineage: Eukaryota; Metazoa; Arthropoda; Insecta; Lepidoptera; Plutellidae.